AUGCUAUCCGCCCCCGUCAAAUCCGCCAAGCGGAUCUCCUCCCUCUUCUCCUUGGGUUCCAAUCCCAACCGUGAUGAUUCCGUCUCCCCCUCUUCCCCUCGUUCCCCCGUCCCGCCCACCAAACCUUCCCCCGAUCAGUUCGCCCAAGAUCAACGACGACGCCGCAGCUCAUCCCGUCCCGCCCGCCUCACCUCGAGCUACAACCCCUCCUACGAUGUUGGCGAACCCAUGCCUAUCCGCUCCCCCGGCCCUCACGACAUGCCCCUCGAUGGCCCCCUGCCGCUCCCCCCCUCCCUCCUCGACGUCAACCAGGAUCUGGCCGAUUCGGCCCCCAACUCCCCCGAUCGUCCUCAGAGCCGCGGCCGCCGGAGGAGCAGCAGCAACCGCCCCGCCAGUGCCGCGGGGCUCUUCGUCCCCGGCACCGCCCCGGACUCCCGCCCGGGCACCCCCUCCAAGCGACGCAGUUGGAUCCCCGGUCGUCAGCGCGCCAGUUCCGUGGAUACCCGCUCGCUGCCCGUGAGCCCCCAGCUGCCCAGUGCCUGGAUCGCCGGCCUGGAUCAGAAGAUCCUCUACAACCUGGAACCGUUGGCCAGGGGGGAGCAGGUCCCCGAACUGUGGAACGAAACCGGCGACACCUACGUCUAUCUCUUCCCCCAGAAUGCCGGCCGCCCCCCCUCCUUCAAACUCCACUCGACCGUCUUUGCCGAAUCGCCCUCUCUCAACUUCCUCGCCCGCGGCACCGAUGCCCGAUCGCUCGAACAACAAACCCGCACCCUCUCGUUCGGCAACUCCGCCGCCGGCUACGCCUCGCCGCCCCUGGGUCCCCAGGACCGCCUGGCCGACGACGACAAUGACAGCUCGGGCAGUCGUCGCAUGGCCUUCGACGACGACGACGGCCCCGAUGACCCCGAGCUGCACCUCUACCUCCCCAUCCCCCUCAACAGCGACGUGACCAGCCCCCACGCCCGCCUCGCCCAGGACGACACCGAGACCCUCCUCCUCUUCCGCAACCUCUUCGCCUUUCUCAUGGGGCAGUCGCUCAUCGCCACCCCGCGCUCCCCCUCGCUCUUCUCCAUCUUCAUGGACGUCGCCACCCUCCUCGCCCGCUUCGAGUUCACCAACUUCGACGGCACCAACUUCGGCGAGACCGCCACCACCAGCUUCGGCAACUACUGCGACGAGCUGCGCCUCGACGACGUCCGCAAGAGCCGCGAGAAGACCAUCGAGGCCAUCGUCCUGGGAGAGCGCCUGCGCUUCUUCCCCCUCUACCUCGAGGGCUUCGUGCACGGUGUCGGCAAGCUGGACGAGCUCAAGCAGCUGCGCAGCCCCAAGUAUGGCCUCAUCAGCCCCGUCACCCAGAAGCGCCUCGAGCGCGGCUUCAUCGACCUCGACACCCGCCUGCGCGUCCUCUACAGCAAGCUCGACGACUUUGACUUCCCCUCGGUCUUCUCCGGCAUCGCCAACUCGGCCACCUCGAUGGAGAGCAAGGUCAUCCGCUUCAAGACCUGGAAGGCGGGCUUCAUGGAGUUCCGCCGCUUUACCAUGCAGUACUACCGCCAGCGCUACGGCUCCUGGCCCCCCAAGGCCCGCUCCAAGAAGAACCAGUUCGAGGAGAGCGGCCUCAACCGUCGCGUCCUCUCCGAGCUGUACGACGAUUUUGCCGGCCUCUACGACAUGAUGGUCGACCGCAACAACCUGACCACCCGCACCAUCGACAUGGCCGGCGCCGGCUCCGACGGGAGCCUCGACGGCGCCGACCCCGAGCAGGUCAUGAACCGCGCCCUGCGCCAGGUCGAGAGCGAGUACGACCGCAGCACGCCCCCGGUCCUGCCCCCCAUCCCCUUCGACAUUCCGCUCUACCCCACCCUGCAGCCGCUCUACCGGAAGCCGCUCGACCCCAAGAAGGACGCCAAGAAGCGCACCAAGAAGCUCAAGGACUCCGACAUCAACGCCGUCCUCAUGGGCUCUUACACCCGCGAGAGCCUGCGCCCCACGCCCUUUAUCGAGGCCUUUAUGCAGUUCGAGCGCCGCUCCGCCCACGGCAAGAGCCUCAACGACCUGAUCGACCUGCGCUGCGGCCAGUGGAUCUUCCUCUACUGCGUCAUCCAGUCGCUGCCCCUGCUCGUCGUCGACGUGCAGGAUGUCAAGUACACCGACGGCGUCGAGUACUUUUGCUGCAUCGCCCCGCGCGGCGGCGCCCCCUGGAUCCACAACGACGGCAAGGCCGCCCGCAGCUGGUUCGGCGUCGCGGGCGGCGCCGGUGUCGUCAGCCUGCCCUCGGACGUGGUCAUCAACGGGGUGGAGGGCAUCUACCGCCGGAGUCACUGCUGGCGGGAUGCCGAGCUCUGGGCCGAGAAGGACGCCAUCCUGGCGCCGCCGACCAUCGACGACCCUUAUGACAACGAAUCCUCGCUCUCCUCCCCGUACCAGGCCCAGCAGUCGUCCGCCGGCUCCUCGUCCGAACCGCACCUGCAGCAGCCGCAUUACUCCGGGUCGCAGCAGCCGACGCCGCUGCUGGCCCCGACGCACGUCGGCCUCACGCCGCCGCCGGCCAUCCCGCGCGCCAACUCGCCGGCCGCCCGGAGUCGGGCCGACCACCGGAUGUCGAUCAACCCGGGACUGGAAGCGCUUCCCUUGCCGGCGGGUGUGGCGCCGAUCGAUCCUCCGGCGCGUCCCAUGAGCCGCUUCAACCCGACCAUGAGCUUUGAUGACAUUCUGAAGCAGGUGCCGAACCAAAAGAAACGAUAA
This is a messenger RNA of Aspergillus candidus, 2748 nucleotides long. RefSeq lists its product as uncharacterized. The transcript has a single exon. Lineage: Eukaryota; Fungi; Ascomycota; Eurotiomycetes; Eurotiales; Aspergillaceae. The record is from RefSeq and is a predicted model, not a curated record. The coding region runs from base 1 to 2748 and encodes 915 amino acids.